Molecule: messenger RNA, 1755 nt
Organism: Fusarium vanettenii 77-13-4
Lineage: Eukaryota; Fungi; Ascomycota; Sordariomycetes; Hypocreales; Nectriaceae
Exons: 2
Coding region: 1-1755 (584 amino acids)
Source: RefSeq, a predicted model, not a curated record
AUGUCUGAUCGCUCCCCACUACCCACACCGGAGGCACCUACCGGCACACCCUUGAGGAUUCCUAUACACCCUAGGCCUCCAGAAACCAACACUCAGCCCCUCAUAAACAGCGCCGCCCCUGAGAUGCCGCCUCACAAGCUCAACCACAGCAAGCGAGGGAAAGUCUCCAGCGCGAAAUGGGAGGAACACAAAGAUACCCUUUACAACCUUUACAUUGUAGAAGGAUUGACAUUGGAGAAAACCAUGACCUCCAUGGAGAAGCAGCAUGACUUUCAAGCCUCAAAAGCGAUGUACAGACACCGUUUCAAAUCCUGGGGGAUGUUUAAGAAGUCGAGGAAGGCCAAUGUUCAUAAAGACGUCGCUCGGCACCCGGAAGAGACGCAGAAUAGCGACAGCGAGGUCUCAUCUUCUGCCAACACAGUCUCUGGGACGCGAGUGCAACGCUAUCUGACCAAGCACGGAGUGUCCAUUCCGGAGAAAACCACCAGUACCGUACCGGCUUCCGACGCCAAUGAUGCGGGCUCGCCUAUGGCCACGGGAACUCCAGCGAAGGCCCCAGCAGAGAAGGCAUCUUGCGCGCUCUUCCUCCCGGCUGGCUUCAAAAGUCCCCUUGAUUACCAACAUUUCCUUCCUGGUGGGAGAAUAAUCGUUAUCGAUGGGAUUCUCACCCUGCAAGCCGAGGUCAUCCGACUGAUUUCAGAUGGGCAGCUCAACGACGCGAUCGUGAGACUUCGCAAUGCAUUAAUCACGCUGCUAGACGUCUUCACACCAACCCAUCCAAACAUAGUAGGAACAGCUUGGCAUCUAGUUGAUGUCUAUGCCUUGAAUCAAGAUAUCCAGGGUGCAGACAAAGUCAUCGACUGGAUAUCCAGUGGCUACAGUAAAGAGCUGGGCCUCUUACACCCUCGAACCUUGUACCAUUACCAGCGUGUCGUCGGAAAACUUGAAGCCUCUCGGCGAAGUAAUGACGCCAGAUCAUUGGGAUUCCGUCUCUUCACUGCGAUCCGUGACAACGCCCCGCCCACCAAGAUCAUCUCAGUCCUCCAACCCGUGGUAUCUGAUGACGAGCUCGCGGGUAUUACCGAGAGCCCCGAAUUUCAGCGCAUCUUCAGCAAGCCGUCCGACGUGGGCCAAAUGGACCAGCAGCUGAGGUUGGCUACCCUCUGGUCCUUGGCCAGGCUUCCUGGAAUGCAGCUGGUGGCACAGAAGCUGAUUUCGGACUUUGGAUCUCUUCCUUUGGACCUUCGGGGCCGAGAAGUAGAGGCAAGGUGCAUCUACAUCUGGGGUUUGGUCGAUGAAAAGGCUCUCGAGACUGCCAGGUCGGAAUGCCUCAUCGCUCGGAACAUACUGACUCAUCUGGUCCUCCACGCCAGUCCCCAGCGCAUAACAGAGCUCAUCCCACUUGCCGAAGAACUGCAGUACAUGCACCGUAUUGCGGAAGACACUUCUGGGGCCAAGGCCAUGGGGGAAUGGAUAAUGGACUUGGUUCGAUACCGGAUCUUCAAGCCGUUCUGGGGGAUUUACAGCCAGGAUACAAAUGCCAAACUAAUAGACCACUUCACAUGCAUUGGUUUGAGGUGUCAAAACGGCUUUAAGCAAAGGGGGGCGCUGCUUUGGUUUACUUUCGCCUACAAGACCUCAAUCAAUGUAUUGGGGAAUGACCACCCCACCUCGCUACGGCUUGAAAAGGCAAUCAAAGACCGAUAUUUCGAUGAUGGAAAAGAAGUUUUUAACGGGUUUAAACUUCCUCGAUAG